This is a messenger RNA of Necator americanus (New World hookworm), 855 nucleotides long. RefSeq lists its product as uncharacterized. The record is from RefSeq and is a predicted model, not a curated record. The transcript is spliced from 9 exons. Bases 1 to 855 code for a protein of 284 amino acids. NCBI's taxonomy places the organism in Eukaryota, Metazoa, Nematoda, Chromadorea, Rhabditida, Ancylostomatidae. Gene Ontology annotation, cellular component: plasma membrane.
AUGAUGGUGUUGGUGAAAAUUACAGCUGAACAGGGAAAUCAAACGAGUUCUCUAUCUCCUAUAGCUAACCUACUUAUGGGAACUUUCGGCGUUUGGUCCGCAUAUGGAGCGGUUGGGCGAACGAUUCGGAUUGCAUUUUUUGUGUCUAGCAUACUAAUAAUUGCAUAUUCUAUAGCUUGCAUUGUAUACGGCUCAUGGUUGGCUGCAUCUCGAGGACAAUACGCAGAAUUACUAUCUCCAUCGUUGUACGUGGACGUGGCUCGAAUACUUCUCGUCGUUUCGAUAAUUACAGUCGUUAAUCAGCUGAUCAGUAUGUAUUCUGUAUACAAAGAACUACGAUUCUACGUCUAUGCGUCUGCAGUUGCAUCUCUUAUCAUUUUUAUUAUGCUUUUCAUUGGUGGAAUAAUGGGACUGGUUUUUCGAUCACAGCUUACCACACAAAUUCCUCUUCGACUGAAAAUGUUGACGUCGUUAAGAGAGCUUUACGGUACCCCGGAUAUGGAACAAGUCACGGACGCUUGGGAUCAGUUACAAUCGAAUUUUAAAUGUUGCGGAGUGGACGGUAACGAUACGCUUGUCAUUUGGCGGACGUCGAAAUGGUAUAUGCAUCAAAGAGUGCCAAAGCCAGUCCUACCAGCUUCAUGCUGUGUUCCUGGAAAAGUGGAUGAAUGCCGUUCGGGUAAUCUACAGAAUCCCGACACAACAACCACAUACACGAACACAUGUUAUAUGCCGUUACGAACGGAUUUACUCUACGUCGUACAUGUUGCUGCAUGGAUGUCGAUAGCUGCCAGUGUGCUGCAGCUAAUUCCCGCCAUCUUCAGUUCAUGGUAUGCAAAACUGAUCAAGAAGUGA